Molecule: messenger RNA, 267 nt
Organism: Prunus armeniaca (apricot)
Lineage: Eukaryota; Viridiplantae; Streptophyta; Magnoliopsida; Rosales; Rosaceae
Source: the annotation of a GenBank genome assembly
AUGACGUCACACCUUCCCUUCGGAAGGCUCCCUUCCAAAGCUUGGAAGGACCCCUCGCGACACGCGGUGACGUCACACCUUCCCUUCGGAAGGCUCCCUUCCGAAGCUUGGAAGGAUGACGUCACACCUUCCCUUCGGAAGGCUCCCUUCCGAAGCUUGGAAGGACCACUUGUGAUGACGUCACACCUUCCGUUCGGAAGGCAUGAUGACGUCACACCUUCCCUUCGGAAGGCUCCCCUCCGAAGCUUGGAAGGAGACCACCCAUGA